Messenger RNA from Ananas comosus (pineapple), 1890 nucleotides. Its product is annotated as probable serine/threonine-protein kinase At1g09600. Gene Ontology annotation, cellular component: nucleus; cyclin-dependent protein kinase holoenzyme complex. Gene Ontology annotation, biological process: protein phosphorylation; positive regulation of transcription elongation by RNA polymerase II. Gene Ontology annotation, molecular function: cyclin-dependent protein serine/threonine kinase activity; ATP binding; RNA polymerase II CTD heptapeptide repeat kinase activity. NCBI's taxonomy places the organism in Eukaryota, Viridiplantae, Streptophyta, Magnoliopsida, Poales, Bromeliaceae. The record is from RefSeq and is a predicted model, not a curated record.
GGCCAUAUACGAGGGUGGGUGCCGCGCCGUGCGGAUUCCUUCGAGAAGCUCGAUAAAAUCGGUCAAGGGACAUACAGUAAUGUAUAUAGAGCUCGUGAUCUUGAUAAAGAAAAAAUUGUUGCUUUGAAAAAAGUGCGUUUCGACACUUUGGAACCUGAAAGUGUAAAGUUUAUGGCUAGAGAAAUUCUGAUUUUGCGCAGACUUGAUCAUCCGAAUAUUAUAAAGUUGGAAGGCUUAGUAACGUCACGGAUGUCUUGCAGUUUGUACCUCGUUUUUGAAUACAUGGAACAUGACCUUGCCGGACUCGCUUCUUUCCCUGGUCUCAAGUUCACUGAACCCCAGGUCAAAUGUUACAUGCAACAACUACUACGUGGGCUUGACCACUGUCACAGUCGCGGAAUUUUGCAUCGGGAUAUUAAGGGUUCCAAUCUCUUAAUUGACAACAGUGGCAUCUUAAAAAUUGCAGAUUUUGGCCUCGCGAGUUUCUUCGAUCCCGACCAACGGCACCCACUGACAAGCCGUGUGGUCACUCUUUGGUAUAGGCCGCCGGAGCUUCUACUUGGGGCCACUUAUUAUGGCGUCGCAGUAGAUUUGUGGAGUUCGGGGUGCAUUCUUGCCGAACUAUAUGCUGGCAAGCCUAUAAUGCCCGGAAGAACUGAGGUUGAGCAGUUGCAUAAAAUAUUUAAGCUCUGUGGUUCACCCUCUGAGGAAUAUUGGAGAAAAUCUAAGUUGCCUCAUGCUACCAUCUUCAAACCUCAACACCCUUAUAGACGAUGUGUGGCGGAAACAUUUAAAGACUUUCCUCCCCCUGCUUUAGCAUUAAUUGAUGUUCUUCUUUCCAUAGAUCCAGCAGAUCGCACAACUGCUGCUUCUGCCCUCAAGAGCGAGUUUUUUACAACGAAGCCACUGCCUUGUGAUCCUUCAAGCUUACCGAACUAUCCUCCGAGCAAAGAGUUUGAUGCAAAGCGGCGAGAUGAGGAAGCUCGAAGGCAAGGUGCUACUGGAAACAAGGCCCAAAGAGUUGACCCAGAAAAGAGAUUCAGAGAGUGUAGGGCUAUUCCGGCUCCUGAUGCAAAUGCAGAGUUAUCCUCAUCAUUGCAGAAAAGACAAAUCCACUCCAAUUCCAUGAGUCGGAGUGAGAAGUUCAACCCUCAUCAGGAGGAAGCCGCCUCCGGCUUUCCGAUCGAGCCACCCCGACCGACUCCAGUCCUCGAAGCAGCUGAAGAUUCCCAAAAGCUCUUUCCUAAUAGGGCUUCCCAUUCUGGGCCGUUGGUCCAUCGUACUCAGUGGUUGAAGACUCAGCAGAGAGAGGAUGACGCGGCCAAAGCAUCUGAGGUCACCAAUGUAUUAGUGAGGAGGAAGGUUUUGUCAGAAGAUAGCAAAGAAAAAAUCAGUGCUCAAGUAGAAGCAGUUGCGUACGCAGCCAGGUUGUCUGAAGCUGGUAAUGAGCACUUGGAACCCACCAGAAAAUACAGUCAAGUUCUUCAGAGGAAAGAAAGUGAAAGGAGCGGCAACAUGGAUCCAACUGCUCAGCAGGGGUUUGGGCCCAAGGGAAACAAGAUCCAUUACUCAGGCCCACUUAUACGCCCAUCCGGUAAUGUCGAUCAAAUGCUCAAGGAUCACGAUCGCCAGAUCCAAGAAGUCUUUCGGCGGGCCCGGCACGACAAGUCGAAAGUAAGAAAGGUCGGGGAAGGGAACCAAUUCGGCAUCAACCCUAGCGAUUUCGGUGUGGGCCCAGUCUACCCGUCAAGCCGAGCGCCCUCCUAUCCGGUGUUCACCUUAGGUCACGGAGGUCCGCCGCAAAACCUUCAACGGGGUCAGCAUGAAAGGAGCAAUUAACACGAAUUCUUCGCAAUUCACGAUUUGGAACAUGUUGCGGUUGGUUUUGGG